AUGGCCAUGGCACCCGCUUGGAUGGAAGCAAACAGCGAUUCCAACGCGUUGAUGCUGACUGCGUCCUUUCUUGUGGUAGUCGUGAGCUUUGCCUGGUUCUACCAGCAACGUGCGUCCCACCGAGUGGAUGCGAUGUUGACGCUUGUGAAAAGUGACGUCACUGCCAUGCUACAACUGCAUGGACGAGAUCUACAGCAACGCUUGGAGACGCACUCGACACAAGUAUGCCAGUUACUUGAGGACCUCAAACAAUCUUCGACGACACAACCAGUGCCUGAUACCCCGAGUGACCUCAAGGACUUCGUCACUGGCGACUUCAAGACCUUCACUGACGACAUCAAGCAGGAAUUCAUGCAAGUUGCAAGCCGAAUGACUGAAUUGGAACGACUUCUCCAACAAUUACCUGUGCAGGUGAAUUCAAGCAUUGAAGACUCCCGUGCCAAAAGUCACAAGAUGACCAAAUCGAGCGUCCAGGAGAUCUUCGAUCUAGGACAAGGUUCACUACAGACGUGGAUGACCUCUGAGCUGCAAGCAAGACUGGAUAGUAUAAUUACUGUCCUGACUGGUGUGCAGGCUGAGUUGACCCUGGUCUCUGACUCCACCCGCCUGGACAUGCUUGAAAAUGACCUGAAGGAAGCAGUCAAGAUGGUGGACGAGCACCUCAACAACUUCAAGGACUUCAGGAUCAACGAGUCUAGCCAGCAUCAGGCAGUGGUUUCGCUGGCGAAACAGACUCAAUCAAUGAUGUCGUCGAUGCGCUCUGACAUUCUACAACCCUUGCAGUACCUGCACAACAAUGCGGCAACCCAUGGACAAGUACGAGGCAUCGAACAAAACCUUGACCUGGCGAACCAGAACGUGUGGUCAAAUCAAGGCCACCUUAAAGGCCAAGACGACUCCCUUGCAGAGCUCAGCAAUAUGGUGGAAAAAAUUCAACAAGUCCUACUGAAGGUCCAGACUCAAAUGGAGAAGAUCAUCUCGCGGCUCACACCACCACAACAGAAGGCGCCGCCACCAACUCCGCCAAGUCAACCAGCACAGGACCUUCCGGCGCAGGAUCCAUCACCAGUACCGAAGAGUUCGGCGUCGACCAGUUCUACACCCUCGCCGAUUUCACCACUGCAAGGAGGAGCACAACCUGACGUGCCCAUACUGAGGAUUCAAGAAUCCUUGCCCCUGCGCCAGCCGGUGUCACUGUUUGCCAACCUGCCUCAUGGGCCCCCCAUGCACCUGAGCAGUACACUGCAUCAUGAUCCAAGGGCGAGAGAAGCACUGGCCUACCUCGCACAGAUCUGUGGUAUGAUGCCCUGA
Symbiodinium sp. CCMP2592 is the source of this 1311-nucleotide messenger RNA. Lineage: Eukaryota; Dinophyceae; Suessiales; Symbiodiniaceae. The record is from the annotation of a GenBank genome assembly.